Caenorhabditis auriculariae is the source of this 5839-nucleotide messenger RNA. The record is from the annotation of a GenBank genome assembly. Lineage: Eukaryota; Metazoa; Nematoda; Chromadorea; Rhabditida; Rhabditidae.
AUGUUUGACCUCAGCAGCUGCACUGUUUCAGCCGAAAUGACGAUGGCCGGCUGUCGUCCGGAACUUAUGAAUUUAUCCUUUUCCGGCUGUGGAUUUCUCUGCGUAUAUCACGCCGGCGUCGCGGCAGCUAUCAAGGUUUUUUUAAUCACAUUUUUUUACUAUUUUUGAUUUUUUCUCAUAUGCUAUGGUUUUAUAAUAUUUCAAUGCUGUGAAAUAUGUUGAGAUGAAAAAAAUCAUUCUGUAGAAAUCUCUUAUUUUCUAUUCGAAAAGUAUUUCUUUGAAAGAAAGGUAAUAGUUUGAACUUUUUUUUUUUGGAUAAAUAGAUGUGUACAUAAGGUUCUCUUGGAAGUUGAUAUAAAUAAAAUUUACAAAAAAUGCAGAGAUUCCCCCCUCCCCCCUUCAGUGGAUGUUGUUUUACCUUCUUUCGAUGUUCGUUUUACAUUAAAAAAAUCUAUAAAGUUUUGAAGAUGAGAGUUGAACGAAAAAAAGUAAAGAAAUAGAAAUAGUGAGUGGGAUUCUGUAAAGUUAGAAGUGGAAAAAAAACUGGAGUCUUUUUUAUUGGCUUCGAAUAGUUUUCAUUUUAUCUGGGGUUUUGAGAGCAUUGAUUUUUUUCGAAAUUUAUCGCGUUAAAAGUGUAGUACGCAGCUUUGAACCUUUCAACAAGCUUGUCACAAAUUCUUCGUGGCUUGCGAAUGUUUUAUUUCUGUCCUUAUAGGAAUACGCACCGGAGUUGAUCCAGAACAAGGUUCUGGGAGCCUCGGCAGGCUCGAUUGUGGCGGCCGGCCUGAUCACUGGAGUCUGCAUUUCACACGCAACAAGCACCAUUCUCAAAGUUGUCGCCCAGGUAUUCCUUACCUUUUUUCUAUUCAAUUCGGCUUUUUCUGUUUUUUUUUUCGUAACUCUUGGCUGCAAUUCGUAAUAUAUUGACUGAAUUUUUUUCUUUUAAGGCGCGAUCUCGAACACUGGGACCGCUGCAUCCAGAGUUUGAUCUGCUGGGAACUGUGAGAAUCGAGAUGAAGAAGACUUUACCUUCAGAUGCCUAUAAAACGUUUAAUUUUUUUUUUCUCAUCGUCGUAGCAAUUUUGAAUAGAUUUAUUUAAUCUAAAAUCGAUUAUUUGAUACCCGUGUUAUUGAAUCUGAAUGCAGAUGCACGGGACGCCUGAUAAUUUCGUUGACGCGCUGGAGCGACCACGAGAACGUCAUUGUCGACGAGUACACCUCUAACGAGGAUCUAAUUGAUGUCGGUUUCUCAAGAAAUUGAAAAUGAGCAUUCUUUUUUCAGGCCAUCAUGUGUAGCUGCUUUAUUCCGCUUUAUUGCGGUCUCAAUCCUCCGCGUUUCAGGUAACUUUUACUUUUAACACUUUUCAAUCUAUACAUUGGUGGCUGUGAAGUGGUUAUUUCAUCAACCGAAACCUUUGAAAUGUAUCCCUUUCACCACCACUUAUAACAUUCCUAUUUUUUUGCGCUCUCAUUUCUUGCCGAUUUUUUCGUGUUUAAAAGAUUUUUCCAUGUUAUCUGACCUCGGCGAUAAGGAAAAAAGACGCAGACGAAGUGAACUUCAAUUUGAAUUAUUUUCGGUGAUAUUCCGGUUGUUUUAUCACUCAAAAAAAGUGACUCCUUGAAAAAAUGUAAUUAUGUUCAUAUCCACAAAUCCUUCAUUAUUUUUCCACACGAAAUUGAUGCCAGUUAAAAAAAAUAAGUCAAAAAUUUCGGACUUGAUGCGGAAAACUAUUUCAACCAUCAAAAAAAGAAAAAAAUAAUAAUAGAUUUCGAAAUAGACGAAAAUAAAUGACACACUUUGGUGAAAAGCGCAUUGCAAAACGUUUUUGCACAUCGAGUCAGAAUUUUCGUUUUUUCAAGCUGUAUCUUCCGCAGCUGAACGCAAGUCCGGCGGCUCGAUUUUCGCAGUGUUAUUUUCCACAUACUCAACUUGCACGCUCAAUAAUUUAUUUCUUUCUUCGUUCAGAGGAGUACAAUAUAUGGACGGCGGGAUGUCGGACAACCAGCCGAUGUUCGACAAGUACACAGUUACGGUGAGCCCCUUCUCCGGCGAAUCGGAUAUCUGUCCGCCGGACUGGGAUAGCGCCAGGCAACGAACUCGUUUUUGGUCGGUUGCAACAGUUUGUUUCAGCAUCCUCGGAAUGGACUUCCAUGGGACGUCAAUCCGCUUCACGGCACGCAACAUGUUUCGACUCAUGAUGUGCUUGUGGCCGAGAACCGUCGAAGAUUUGUCCAAAAUGUGCCUCCAAGGCUUUGAGGACGGUCUCCGGUUUCUCACCAAAAAUGGUAAUCUUUCAGUUGACACACUGGCAGUUUUAUUAGUUAUCAGUUUCGAGCCGUCAGAGAUUUUUUUUUUUACGUUUUUGAAUUUUGAAAUCACACACACAUGAUUUUUGUACUUUUAGUCAGUGAAGCAUUUUUUGAAUCCCCAACACUUUUUUGUAUUGGACUGACUGUUGUAUGUUAGAGACUGUUCAGAACUUGAAAAAUCAUAUAAAAAUCUUCAUUUUGCCUUGCAGGCCUCGCCCCAUGCAUCCGUUGUCUGACGGUGCAAAUCGAAGGAACUUCGGGAUUCGUGGCGCCAGUCGAAGAAAAACAACGCGUCCUCUCCCCGCCAGCGUCUUCUCGCCGUCGAAAGCAGAGCUCCACGAGGUUCCGUCGAUCAGAUUCCUCCGAAAAGCUAUCGUGAGAUACAGGGUCCGCGGAGAUUCCGAGUGCGACACUUGCUGCGAGAGCGAACACAUGUAUCCGGCGGAAGUGAGUAGCGUCUUCCCGAGUAUCAUGCGAAAACGUAGGCCUCGGCUCGCUCUCCCUCCUCAUCCAAAAGCUUCAGCCUUCGACGAAGCCGUCGCCGCCGAGAACAGUCUUUUCCACUACAUUCUGUCGUUCCGAGUCAUGCGCUAUGCGAGGACCGCUCUGGGCGUCAGCAAACUUCCUCUCGACGUCGCUAUCGUUUUGGUCAGAAAGUAGGACUUUCUCAUUUAUUUUCUACUUUUCUAGAGUGCCUAGAAAGUGCUAUAAUGUUUCUCCUCAAAAAUAUUUUGCAUUUAAUUUCGGCUGACUAUUUUCGACUAGUAUAUUUGAAAAGCUUCAAACACUAAAGUUCACCCCAUUAGGAAGUUUCAUAAAAACUUGUCAACUCCAACUGAAUCUGUGGCCCAAAAAAGAAUUACUUUUCUGAAGUUCAAAUAAUUAAUUUGCAUAUAACUGAGCGCAAUUAAAUUUCAGUAUAACAUCCUAUCUAACGAUGGUCACGCCUCCAACGUGGUUCCUUAAUCGAAUGAAGGCCUUGCUCAGCUUCAUACUGACGGAGGUCGACAUUCAGAAGUCUCGAUAUACCAGGUUUCUCUUCUUUUCUUUUUUCUUCGAAUUUUAUUUCGUCUUUGCACAUAGUUGGUUUCAGUGUUUUUUUUUUCCCGAAUACCAUCAAGGAUUUUUAGGUUCGGUUGCCAUGUUGCGGUGACGGAAAUGGACAGGAUAGGGAGCAAAAUCGAGGAGAAAGAAACGGACUUGGAAAUGAGCGAAGAAGCCAAAAAAGAGCUGGAAAUCAUUCGGGAACGAGACCGCAGAUCCAAACCCAAAAAGGUUUCUUCCAAAGAGAGCAGUUUUUAUUUAUUUAUUUUUUUUUUCGACUCCAGAAGUUUGAGCUCUAUGUUGAGAUAAUCAUGAUAGCCCUGAAUAUUAUUUAUCAACAAGCGAAACUUUUUGUAGAAAGAGAAAAGAAGAACCUUCUGUUCUGAAGUUUCCAAAGACAAUUUUUUUGUAUUCGAUUUUUUUAGGUGUUAUAUUUUUUUCUAAAAUUCCUUUCUUCAACGUUAGUACUUUCUGUAAAAAAGUCAGUUCAGAGUAACAGCGGCUCAAGCCUUUACGACGACGACUCUCUACAACACGUCAUCGAAUAUUCGCGAAACCACGACGCCAUGUACGAGUUCCACUACCUCGACGAGAACAACAAAGUUCGUGGAAAUCUUUUCCACAAUGUUAUUCUUUGUUUUGAGGUGCGAAGUAUUGGCCUGUUCAAUAUCGCCGAGGAAUCUUCGCGGUCGCCGUCCCGACGUGUCCACGUCAGUUUUCCUUCAUUGGAAAUUUGUUUCUGAAAGAAAAAUUUUUUGCCCUAACUAAAAUGAAGCAAGGAAAAAAUUUAGAAAAUCUUCGCUCGUAAAUAGUUCAACAUACGCAAUUGCAGUGGGUAGUUGCAGGUGGUGCCAGAAGAAGAGGAGGAGACGAAAAACGAAAGUGAAGAGAAAGACUCGGGUGUUUCCAGUUACGACACUCACGCCUCGGCUCAAGAAGCCAGUUCGGGGUGAGAUUUCCAUUUAUUUGAGCAUGCGGAUCAUUUUUUUGGCCAAUGUUACGGCCAAUCCACCUGAAGAUGCUGUUGAAGGAGUCGCCGGGACGCGUGCUGCUCGCCUGUCCGAUCUUUCUCGCAGCAGGACCAGGAGGCCGCUUCUCGCAAUCCGACCGGGCCACGGACGAAGGUCGCUCAGCGCCGGCAUACGAUGACGUCGAUGGCUCAGCCCAACGCUCGGUUUGUCUUUUUUUCUCUCUCUUCAGGGCACUUAGGUCAACCUCACUAGGGAACUACUCGGACUCGGGUACGCGGAUCGAGUUCAAACUUUAGUGGUUUAUAGACCUAAGUGAGAAUACUUGAAAACAAGUGAGAAUAUCUGCUAAACCCAAUAGAGAACUGAGAAAAAAUUAGUAGAAAAUGGGAAAAUUAGGCCUGAAAUUUUUCAGAAUACUGUUUUUUACCUUAUUUUAUAUUUUAAUUUAAUCGCCUUGAAUAAUCCCGCUAUGAUAAACUCUAAAAAACUUUUUCCCAGCCAAAAGAAUGAGGAAAGCCAGAAAUUUGAUAAUUUUCAAGCCUAAACUGUUCAUUUUCAAUAAGCUUUUUCUCAAAAGCCUAUGGGGUUUAGCAGAUAAUCUCUCUUGUUUCCAAGUACUCUUACCCGGGUCUAUAAGCCACCAAAGUUUCAACUCCAAACACGUACCCGAGUUCUAGUAGUUCCCUAGUCAGGGGAAAAGAUAAUCAAAAGCAUUGAGAUUCGAGUUUAUUUUGUUUGUUUUUUUACGUUUUGAAGUUCGUAGACGCUAAUUCAUUCAAAAAUGUUUCUCUCACAAUUUUUAAAAUAUUGUAAAAUUGUCCAAGUGGAUCAUACCUACAAAAGCUUUUUUUCAAUUUGAAAAAAAAAACUCUCACAAGAUUCACACAAAAGUUUUCCUCCAAAGAAAUCUUUCCAAAGAAAAAAGAAAGCGCAUUGACAUGGUCGGUUCAAGUAUGGUUCAAGGCGAAUUCAAAAUCGAAAGAUUUAAACGCGUCAUUAUAGUGUAGUUUAGUUGAUAAGGAGGGUGUAAGAUUUCCGUCGAACGGAGUUUUGCAACGAAUUUAGCCAUUUCGAGGGGCACUACGAUGCUUUGAAUUUAAAUAAAAUUUGAUGAUAAAAAAAAAGUUUUUUUUCAUCAUACCAUGAUGGGAAGACGUUGCGUUGCGUUUGGCGAUUUCAUGAAAAUUAAAAUAACAUUCUCGCUAAAUUUCUAGAUUUUUUUUUUGUUUAGCCAAGCAUCUUUAAGAGCUUAAAAAAGAAACAGAGGCACCUUCAGUUAAUUUAAUUGGUUUGCAAUUUGCACUGAAAUCUCGUAGGUCCUUUGAGAAGAUGUGCGAAGGAAAAAUUGUGUUUUAAGGAAACCAACGUUUGCGCAAAUCUUCACCAGAGAUAUGUCGUCAGAUUCGGAGGCCGACGGAGCGGAGAAGCUCUUUGUUCCGAGUCGCCGCGCGUGGCGUGCCAUCAGCGACUAUGACGGCGAGCACGAGGCCAGCGAUACUGACCCUACCGCCUGA